AUGGCCUCGGAAGAUCAAGAUAUACUCGCAAAGAUCAGCCAGCUUGCUGGUCAGAUCAAUCGACACAAGAGCGGCCAAAGCUCAGAGCACCAAACACGACCAAUGACGCUGGCAAGGAACAAUAGCUACUCGAAUCUUCCUCAGACAAGCACAGGCUGGAGACCCAGCCGCGGAGGGCCCUCAUCCAGAGGAUACCGAGGAGGACGACCGGCCGCCGGGCAUCGAAACCGUACGCUUGUGCUAAACAGCAAUAGCCCCACGCCUCCAGCUUCUGAUACCGCCGAAGUAGCGAGCAAUGAAAUUUCUGAGAACUUGGGAUCGACAAGCAAUACUCCUUCAUGGGUCACAAAGAAAGACCGCCACUUACAACUAAUAAACACCUCCAUCUUCGAAAAAGAAAGCCAAAAUAGGGCCAAAGCUAUGGAGCAAACCCGGAAGCAAAAGGCGGUUGAAAGAGACACACGAGAGAAGACGAAACUCGCUCGGCACCUACAACGGUUAUCUGCAAAUGUCAUUGGGGCUGGUGCCCCUCAAUCACGUCCAGUUACCGGGCCAGGCAAUUACGAGAUCAAUGUUCAAGGAAUUCAAUUUCGCGUAGCUAAGAACGGCAGCAAGCUGGUCAAAGUCCCUGGUGAGAUGCCUUCCAAAUCGGCAGCUUAUGCUCAGAGUAAGCUUCAUCCUUCAGAACUAGGCUUACUGCCCCUAGGUGAUCUCAAUGCGGCAAAAUCUACACCCAAAGCCGCUCUAGUUGGUGGGGUUCCUGUCCUAAAGGCCCCAGGUGCCGGUACAUUCAUGAUCCCUCAAAGGUUGCUGUAUGCAAAGAAUUUCUUCUCAAAGGGUCAUGUCCAAGUGGAGAGUCCUGUGACCUUUCGCAUGAGCUUACUCCCGAAAGAACACCAACCUGCUUGCAUUUUACCAAGGGGAAUUGUUCCAAGCCAGAUUGCCGCUACAUACAUGUUCGUGUUUCUCCGAAUGCGCUGGUCUGCCGGGCUUUCGGAAUAUACGGAUAUUGUGAGAAAGGGGCAGGUUGUGAAGAGCGCCAUGUCUACGAAUGCCCUGACUUCAGCAAUACAGGCGAGCGUCAUGCGUAGCCACACAAACCGAGGGGAUGUCUCAGCAGAGGAUGAGAGUAGUGAUCUCUCGAGUGAUGACGAAGAUGAAGAAAUUGAUAGCGACGACGUGGAUUCAGACGACCUUGAUGAGGAGUACUUUGGCCAUGACGAUGGUGCGCCAGAUAUCGAGUCCAUGCGGAAGGAUUACGUCCAGUUGUCCUGA
Messenger RNA from Venustampulla echinocandica, 1275 nucleotides. RefSeq lists its product as uncharacterized. The coding region runs from base 1 to 1275 and encodes 424 amino acids. The record is from RefSeq and is a predicted model, not a curated record. The transcript has 5 exons. Lineage: Eukaryota; Fungi; Ascomycota; Leotiomycetes; Helotiales; Pleuroascaceae.